AUGAAGUCCAGGAGCGUCCGUGAGGAGCCGGAUCCACAGAGGUUGAGCGGUGUGAUGGCAGGAGGACCCUUGCGUGACUGCAGCUUUGACCUCUUUGAUAUGCAGAAGAAACGCCGGGAAGAGGGAGAGCUGGUAACAAAGAUCAAGGAGCGCAGUCAGAUAUUCGAAAGUUUGCAACAGCGCAGAGAUGAGCUGCAUGUGGAGAUCAAGAAAGCGAGGGAUUUACACUCAAGCUUUGAUACGUUUCUGAAGGACGAAGUCGCUGAUCAAGCUGCUGAGAAAGCAGAGAAGGAGAAGAAAGAGGUGAUUCAAUUGGAGGCAGAGCUAGAGAGGCUAAAGCUGGUGUAUGCCGAGCUGAUGGAGAUGAAACAGGAGCAGCAGCGUCAGAUACAAAGACACAGUGUAUAUAAGGACUUCAUGGUGCGGGUGGUCACGAUGACUAAGUUUGACGAUGUGCAGGAGCUCACGGGUCAUAUAGAGAGUCUUCUCCACUUUGAAGACCAUUUCUACAAGAGAGAAAUGAAGGCGCACGAGCAGGUCGACCAGCUGAAAGAAUCCCUGCUGACACUGGAGGACGAUCAUCGUUUGCUGCGGCUGCAGAAGAACAACCAGCUGUCCCAGCUCCAGACCGAGAUGGAGAAGACGUGCUCUGAAGCUCUGUCAUGGGAAAGGAAGUGGAACCACAUUCAGGAAACAGCAGCAAAGAAAACACUCUUGCUGGCACGGAUUAAGGUGGCGACCCUUAACCUCUAUGAAAUGACAGGUGGCAUGGUAGAAGGAGACGAACCUGUGAAUCUGAAUGACACAGAGAAACAGCUUGAUAAGGUCAAGAUGUUCAUCCAGGACCAUGAGGGCAUACUAAAACAAUAUCAAACUCCCUCACAGAAACAUCACGGACAGGAAAAAGACAAGUCAAAGCCCAUAAAGCACAUUUCAACUUGCGCAUCGCAAGAUGCUUCAAUUUAAGCCUCCCGCAUCUCCUCCCUUCUCUUCUCAUCUGCUAGCCGACGCUUCUCCUGGAUCUCGUUGCACUCCAGCUCCAGGGCAGAAAAGGGUUUCUCCAGCUUCCUCAGCAGCUCCUCCUCCCCUUCAUAAUCCAUUGCAUUCAUCUCCAGGUCGGCCUGAGACAGGUGACGGUGGC
Anarrhichthys ocellatus (wolf-eel) is the source of this 1141-nucleotide messenger RNA. RefSeq names its product cilia and flagella associated protein 73 (gene cfap73). The transcript is spliced from 8 exons. The record is from RefSeq and is a predicted model, not a curated record. Bases 1 to 966 code for a protein of 321 amino acids. NCBI's taxonomy places the organism in Eukaryota, Metazoa, Chordata, Actinopteri, Perciformes, Anarhichadidae.